AUGUCAUUUAAGAAAAAUAUGCAAAAUCAACACAAACAAGUGAACCUAGUCCCACCUCCCCCUUCAACUCCAUUUUUUUCAUCUCUACGUCCUACUCUACCCCGAUCUCAACAUCGACCACAGCUCCCACCUCGGCCAAAAAAGAAGUUAAGCACUCAGCCUGCACCAACUCAAACAGUAGAGCUACUUUUGGUUGGGAAAACAGGCCACGGGAUAAGCGCCACAGGAAAUUCUAUUGCAAGAAGGAAAGUUUUUAGUACAUCCUCGGGCUUCCGCGCUGAGGUCAGCAAAGUUCAAGAGCUGUGGACUGAGUUAAACGGCUACACAGUUCAUGUCGUGGACAUGCCAGGCUUUAGAGAAGCAGCGCUUGAUGGCGACCUUAAUAGCAGAAACAUGGCAGAAGCCGCUUCAAAAUUUCCCAAUGGGUUCCAUGCUGUAGGGAUUGUUUUGAAAUAUGGAGAAAGAUUUACGGACGAGUUUAUCUGUAUGAUGAAACGAGUUUUUGGAGAAAGUUUAGUUAAACAAUAUGGCAUGAUUAUAAUUACUCACGGAGAUUGCUUUGACUUAAAUCAAGAAGAUGACGAGGUCGAAAAUUUCUCUGACUGGGUAAGUAGACAGGAAGGUUCACUUAAACGGCUUCUUAUUGAGUGUAGCUACAGGUGUAUAUUGUUCAGGAACCGAACAAAAGACGAAAAGGAGAAACAUGCCCAAGUAAUUACGCUCUUAGAGGGAGUAUUAAAGUUAAAAGCUACAGAGACCCCCCACACACAUUCUCAUUUUGAUAACAUCCAAAAUGUAAGCGACAUGAGCAUGGUUGAAAAAAAGUCACCAUUUAUCAAAGCUGAAAUCAUGCAACAGACGAAUUUACUCAUCGAAGCUAUUAGCCGUAUUAAAAUCACAGAAGAUAAUAUGGAAGAAAUUGAUAAUGAAAUCACAGUAAUUGACGGUAGAAUCAAAAAGCUUUAUGAUGAUAUUAAAAGCAAUGAUAAAGAAACAGGUGUUUUGAUAGGUUUAAAUAUAGAAGUUAAAAAAGUUGAGACUAUGCUUGUAAAUUUGAGAGAAUCUAAAUUCACUAAACUAAAAUAUUUGAUGAAGAGGAAAUUUUUCGAGCAACAAAAUCUGUUAAAAAUCGAACAAGCAAAGAGAGAGAAAGCCGAAGAUGAGAAAGCACUUUUAGAAAAACUAAAAAUUGCUGGUGAAAUAGAUAAAAAUACAAUUUUUAAAAAAUUGCAAGAGAAUGAACAGGCUAUGCGCUUAAGAGAGGAACAAAUGCUGGAAACUUUUAAAAAUGAAAUGCAGAAAAUCAAAAGCGAAGAUGCUCGUCGCUGGAGAAAAAAAGUUGAAUUUUUACAAAAGACACAAGCGAGUCAACUGAAGUCCAUACAAAAGCAUUAUGAGGACAUGAAUAAAGUAAAUAAUUUCGCAAUUCAAAGUGAAAUCAAUCAGCUAACUGGCAAACUUGAAGAGAUAAAUAAAACAGCGAAACCCCGAAAUCAAGAUCCGAUGAAAAUUGAACUACGAUGCAGGGAUCAGCAAGGGAGGGUCAUAGACCUGGAGAUGGGCAAGUACGAUGAGAUGGUUCGCUUGAUGAGAACUUUUUGUGAUUCGUACAGCAUGCUGAUGCAUGAAGCCAAAUUUCUAAUCGAUGGAAAACGAAUACAGCCUUGCGACACCCCGACCUCAUUAGAGCUGGAAGAUGGAGAUUUAAUCGAAGUUUUUAAAGACCAGAUAGGGGGAGUUUAAAAAAAAAUGGGUCAUCCAUUUAUGACGUCCACAAAAAUUCAGGAGAUAUCGAAAUACUUACUACAUGAAUAACAUGUAUUGUGUACCUAAUAACUGAUAUACGGCUUAAUAUUUUCCAUAAUGCUUGUUAGUUGGACUAAAUAUCAAAAGUGGAAUCUAGAGGUGUCUUCAUUUAACACAAGUAAAGUCGUCUUGAUUUCACUUUUUACAUGCAGGAUACGAGUUUUAUGUUUGUUUUAAAAUGUUAGUACUUCGAGCUUAAGUUUAACUUGUGGACAUCCGCACAGACCCGAAUCCCCACCCCCUAGUCCACACGCUUCCACA
Messenger RNA from Physella acuta, 2067 nucleotides. RefSeq lists its product as uncharacterized. NCBI's taxonomy places the organism in Eukaryota, Metazoa, Mollusca, Gastropoda, Physidae. Gene Ontology annotation, molecular function: GTP binding; protein binding. The record is from RefSeq and is a predicted model, not a curated record.